AGAGAGAGAGAUGCCGCAACCAAGCAAAGAGCCGUGCAAGAAAGAGGCUUGCGACAUUCAAGCCUGUCUCUCCAAGAACAAUUUUCUUCCGCAAAGGUGCCAGACAGUGAUAGAGAAGUUACAAGCUUGUUGUGAGAAAUGCAAUAACGAGUCAACGCACUGUGGAUCUGUAUCUGCCCUCUUGAAGCAAAUCAAGAAGUAGUGUAAACCAACGAGAGAGGAGGAGGCAUCAUCAAGUUAAAAAAACAUCAAUGAACAUUUGUUUACUCAUUUUUGUCUCCUCUGAUAUAUUUUUGUAUAAAUUUGACAGAGUCACUUUUUCCAAAUAAAGAAACAUUUCUAAAA
This is a messenger RNA of Brassica napus (rape), 345 nucleotides long. RefSeq names its product cx9C motif-containing protein 4-like. Lineage: Eukaryota; Viridiplantae; Streptophyta; Magnoliopsida; Brassicales; Brassicaceae. The transcript is spliced from 2 exons. The record is from RefSeq and is a predicted model, not a curated record. Bases 11 to 202 code for a protein of 63 amino acids.